AUGUCACAACUUUUAAACUUAUCACAAUUUGCCAACUUAUCCGAUAGGUUCAGUGUCGAAAGAUUAAAAUCAGAUUUUGCAUCAUUACAAUCAACAGUUUCCAAAUUACGUCCACCACAAGAGUUUUUCGACUUUAGACGUAUUUCCAAACCAGCCAAUUUUGGUGAAAUUCAACAACGUGUUUCAUACAAUUUGGGUUAUUUUUCAGCAAACUAUUUGACCUUUGUUGCAUGUUUGAGCAUUUAUGCAUUGGUUACUAAUUUACUCUUGUUGUUUGUGUUGGGGUUUGGUAUUUUGGGAGUUUGGGCCAUUAAUCGAUUAAAUGGCGAGGAUUUGGUGACUCCCUUUGGUAGAUUAAAUACGUCACAGUUGUAUACUGGGUUAUUGAUUGUUACUGUUCCAUUGGGAUUUUUAGCUAGUCCUGUUUCUACUUUAAUGUGGUUGAUUGGACUGAGUAUUGUUGGAGUUGGAGCUCAUGCUUCGUUUAUGGAAAAACCAAUUGAAACUGUGUUUGAAGAUGAAGGAAUUGUUUAA
Messenger RNA from Lodderomyces parapsilosis, 534 nucleotides. RefSeq lists its product as uncharacterized. NCBI's taxonomy places the organism in Eukaryota, Fungi, Ascomycota, Pichiomycetes, Serinales, Debaryomycetaceae. The coding region runs from base 1 to 534 and encodes 177 amino acids. The record is from RefSeq and is a predicted model, not a curated record. The transcript has 2 exons. Gene Ontology annotation, cellular component: Golgi apparatus.